Messenger RNA from Lingula anatina, 1921 nucleotides. RefSeq names its product lamin-C. NCBI's taxonomy places the organism in Eukaryota, Metazoa, Brachiopoda, Lingulata, Lingulida, Lingulidae. Gene Ontology annotation, biological process: protein localization to nuclear envelope; nuclear pore localization; nuclear migration. The record is from RefSeq and is a predicted model, not a curated record. Gene Ontology annotation, cellular component: nuclear envelope; nuclear lamina. Gene Ontology annotation, molecular function: structural constituent of cytoskeleton.
UCUCGGGACAAUACGUGAAAGGUCCAGGGCUAGAGACUGCUAUCGUUAAUGUGGUUAUUAAACAAAGAGGCAAGGUGAAGUGCUUGACAUUACAGAAACUAUCGAGACUAACAUAGAGUAAUAAGACACAAGUAAAACGAACGACUCCAACAUGAGUGGAUUAAUAAUAGAAAAUAACAGCACGACUCGUACAUAUAAUCAAGAAUUGCAGAACAUACAUGAUCGCUUUUCCAAUUAUGUCCAGAUGGUCCGAAGUAUCCGUGAUCAAAGCUCCCAAGUGGAGUCAACUGCCUUUCUGACCUCAGUGCAGGUGUUGGAGAAGGAGGUGGUCAAACUCAAGAAUAUGUAUGAAUACGAACUGGAAAAACUCAGGAGACGCCUGGAUGAUGUGAACCAUGAAAAGAGCCAUUAUCAGGCACAGAUCGUGAAAACCGAGAAUCUAGUUUCACAGCUUCAGAACCAGCUUCACCAGGAGACAGACAAGAGCAACGGCUUGUUUGACCAGUUGAAUGUUCUGCACAGGACCAUAGCACAAAAAGAGCAUGACUUUCAGAGAACUUUGGAGCAAUUACAGAUGGACUACACGAAUGUUCUCAGGGAAAACCAGGACUUAAAAAAGAGAUGUGAACAAGAGACAAUCAACAGACAGGAGGUAGAGCACAGGAACCGCACGCUUCAAAAUAAAAUGGAUUUUCAACAACAUGUGUCAGCUCAGGAGAUGAAAGAUAUCAGGGUGAGGCUGGACAGCUCUGCUAACACUAUUCUUCACCUGGAAUCUAAGGUGAAAGAGACAGUAAUGACGAACAACAAUCUUGUGGAAAUGUUACAGAGAGUGAGGGAGACAGCACAGGCCGAGUUAGACAGAUAUAAAAUCGAAUCGGAAGAGAACUUCAGCAGAAGUGCUUCUGCCUUAAAGGCACACGUGGAAAUUGAUCGUCGAAAUUUAGAGGCCAUGUCUGCUGAAAAUACGAAAUUGCGCAGUGAAGUGGAUUUGCUGGCAGUCAAGAUAAGAACUCUCAGAGAACAGAUGGCAUCUUUAGAAACUGAGAAAAAGAACAUGGGGGAGAUUUUGGAGCAAGAGCGCCAGCGUUCUGCACAUCACGUUCAAAGAUUGGAGAUGAAGCUGCAGGAGGUAAAUGACUUUCUUUUCCAAAAGAUGAAGGAGGUUAAUGCUGCUAAAGACGCACAGAUCCCACUUAAAGCUGAAAUAGAGACAUUCAAGACUCUGCUAGAAGAAGAGGAGAGAAGAUUAAAACUACAAAUGAAUAUGGAAAACAGCAAAAUAACUCUGCCUCCAGUGAUUUCCACUGCCCCUAUCUCAAGAGAUCUGAAAGCUCCCCAACUCAUCUACACUCCCCAUCCUCCCAACAACACCAGCAGGCAGCGUAUUACCACCAAUGCCACCUCUUCACAGAUGGUGAAAGCCAGUGGAGACCUUUGGGUUUCGCCAGAGAUGAAAGCCACUGGUGUUACUGAAGGAGGCAGCAACAAUGCACAAAUUGCCCCAAAAACGGGGAAUAAAAAAUCGAAGAAAGUUUCUACAACGCAUACUGAUGUCGAGUGCACGAGAUGCCGUAAAUGCCGUGCUCCCCUGCAGAAGUUUGAUGGAGGUAGCAAAGUUGUGUGUAGCAACUGUUUUACGUGUGUGCACUACAUGUGCGGCAAGGCUCUUGGUGGAAACGAUCACUUUGAAAACCUCGAGGGUAGCCAAGCAGAAUUAUAAACAACCAACAUAGCUUAUAUAUUUGUAAAAAGGCUAUAAUGAAAUGUCUAACCAGUUAAUAUUGUGUGUAAAAACUUGUGACAUUCAAAGUAGAUACAUGAAGAGCGAGAGAAAUAGCGCCAGUAUACGAUAAUGCAUUCAGUCUGCGCUCACGGAAUCAACUGUCUGGAACACCUUAGCUCCGUGUGGGCAACUAGA